Pelobates fuscus (common spadefoot toad) is the source of this 7504-nucleotide messenger RNA. It is a transcript of the gene COL22A1, whose product is annotated as collagen type XXII alpha 1 chain. Gene Ontology annotation, biological process: extracellular matrix organization. The transcript has 65 exons. The coding region runs from base 269 to 5149 and encodes 1626 amino acids. Gene Ontology annotation, molecular function: extracellular matrix structural constituent conferring tensile strength. NCBI's taxonomy places the organism in Eukaryota, Metazoa, Chordata, Amphibia, Anura, Pelobatidae. The record is from RefSeq and is a predicted model, not a curated record.
UCAUAUCCCCUCCCUGCAAGGAUCAGCUCUGAGUUUGUCCCCCUCACUGAGCACAAGAUCAUUGUCCCAGUUCCUGCCACCAGCCAGCUCAGGAAUUCCAUGUAUUCUCCUAACAUCCACUGCCCACAUCUUCAGCCACUUGGAUUUAGGAUGUAAAGUUUAUCUGACUCUUCCUGGACUAAGGUGGGACCUGCUGCCUCUGUGUGAGACUUUGAGGUGGAUAUUUUGAUGAAACGCACACUCUGUAAAACAGCACUGGACCGGAACAAUGCUACAUAAUGAAGGAUAUCGAAUAUCCCAUUUACUUCUCCUGAUAAUCAUUUUAGCUUGCGGAGGAAGUCAUUCCCAAGCACAACGAGCAGGCUGCAAGAAUGUCCACUACGAUUUGAUUUUCCUUUUGGAUACAUCUUCAAGUGUAGGCAAGGAAGAUUUCGAGAAGGUACGUCAAUGGGUUGCAAAUUUGGUGGACACCUUUGAGAUUGAGCCAGACAAAACGCGGGUGGGAGUCGUUAGAUACAGUGGAAAACCAAGCACAGAGUUUGACCUAGGGAGGUACCAAACUCAAGAUGAAGUGAACAAUGCUGCAAGAAAUAUUAAAUACUAUGGUGGAAAUACAAACACAGGUGAUGCUUUGAGAUACAUCACCACGUACAGUUUCUCUGAAGAAGCCGGUGGUAGACCAAGUGACAGAACCAUUAAAAAAGUAGCUAUUCUUUUAACCGAUGGAAGAAGCCAAGAUCUGGUGUUAGAGCCAGCAACUGCAGCACAUCGAGCUGGAAUUAGGAUUUUUGCAGUUGGUGUUGGGGAAGCUCUGAAAGAAGAACUAGAAGAAAUUGCUUCAGAACCAAAAUCAGCCCAUGUUUUCCAUGUCUCGGACUACAAUGCCAUUGACAAAAUCAGAGGAAUCUUGAGAAGGAGACUGUGUGAAAAUGUUCUUUGUCCAAACGUUAGAAUCGAGGGUGACCGUUUUAAACACAACAAUGGAGAGAGAGAUGAAAUUCCAGGUUUCGAUCUUAUGGAAUUGUUUAACGUGAAGGAAAGCUUUGGAAUGAAGGAGAGUGGAAUACAGAGUUCCUACGUUCGCCUUGGAACCUACCCCAUUGUUCAGCAGACUGAGGAUAUAUUUCCGCAGGGGCUUCCAGAUGAAUAUGCCUUCGUGACUACAUUCAGAUUCCGCAAAGCGUCGAGGAGGGAGGAUUGGUACAUCUGGCAAAUCAUAGACAAGUACGGAAUCCCUCAGGUAUCUCUGAGGAUUGAUGGAGAAAAUAAAGCUCUGGAGUACAGUUCUGUUGGACUCACAAAGGAUGCUGUGAAGACUGUCUUUAGAAGUGCGCAAGUUAGCGAAAUCUUUGAUCGAAACUGGCAUAAGAUUGCCCUCAGUGUGCAGUCGAAGACGGUCUCCCUCUACAUUGACUGCAAACUGGUGAUGACCUUACCAAUCGAAGACAGAGAGAAUAUUGACAUUCAAGGAAAAACAGUGAUCGGCAAACGUCUCUAUGACAGCGUACCUGUUGAUUUUGAUCUGCAGAGGAUCGUUAUAUAUUGUGACUCUCGGCACGCUGAGCUGGAGACCUGCUGCGAUAUUCCUAAUGGGCCGUGCGUUGUUACAAUUGUCACUGAACCGCCACCCCCAGUUCCACCAACACCUACAGGUCUACAACAUCAAGGGACACAGAACACUGUCAAUUGCUCUAAUUGUCCAUUCAGUGAAAAGGGAGAGCAGGGACUUCCUGGUCCAGUUGGCCCAAUUGGUUCAAAGGGUGAAUCUGGCAGCAAAGGGGCUGAUGGAAUUCCUGGUCUAAAGGGAGAAAAGGGGGAACCUGGAACAGGCCUUGCUGCAAAAGGAGAGAAAGGAGACCAGGGUGAAGAAGGAAAACAAGGACUUACUGGCAUCAGAGGUGAAAAGGGUGAAAAGGGAUCGUUGGGUCCACCAGGUGGUUUUGGAAGAGACGGAGCAAAGGGAGAGAGAGGAGAAAGAGGGGAAAAAGGUGAAAUUGGUGUCGCUGGACCUCCUGGCAUCCAGGGAUCUGAUGGACAAAGAGGACCGCAAGGACCACCAGGCCUAACUGGAUUACCUGGAUUACAGGGUGAAAGAGGAGAGAAAGGUUCCAGAGGAGAGAAGGGAGAAAGGGGAAUUGAUGGCUUCCCUGGAAAACCUGGUACAGAAGGAAGAGAUGGUCUUAAGGGUAGCAUUGGCCUACCAGGAAUCCAAGGAUCUAAAGGAGACAGGGGUGACAAGGGAGAAGUUGGAUCCCCGGGAUUGCCUGGAAGUGCUGUACAGAUGGAAGGUCUAAAAGGAGAACAGGGAAUGCCCGGCCCCCGCGGGCCACAGGGGCACAUAGGACCAGCUGGACCUACGGGACAAGAGGGCCCCAAGGGAAGCCCUGGACUUCCAGGCCUCGAAGGACAGCGGGGACCCAAAGGAGAAGAAGGUCUUCCAGGUGUCGAUGGGGUUCCUGGUCCAGAGGGCCCACCUGGACCAGUUGGGGUUGCUGGACCCCCAGGGCUGGAUGGAAUUCAAGGGUUGCCGGGUGAAAUAGGAUUUCCAGGAAAGCCAGGAAAAAUUGGAUUAACUGGUUUACCUGGGAAGCAUGGAGCUGAUGGUACACCUGGACCUAUUGGACCAAAGGGUGAAAAGGGAGAUGGUGGUUUGGAUGGAAUCCCUGGAACAAGUGGCCCACAGGGAGAAACCGGUGAGCGAGGUCUGUCUGGACGUCCUGGAGAUAAGGGUGAUGCAGGACCACCUGGGUUGUCUGGUGCAGAUGGUCUUAAAGGGGAUAAGGGAGACCAGGGAGAAAAGGGAGAUAUUGGACAGUCUGGAUUUAAAGGAGAAAAGGGAAUUAAGGGUGACUUUGGAUUACCCGGCCCACCUGGAACUCCAGGAAAUGUGGAGACUGUGGUUGCAGAGCCUGGAACCCCUGGCUUACCGGGUGAGAAAGGCGAAAAGGGAGAGCAAGGAGAUACGGGAGAAAGAGGACCACAAGGAGUAGCUGGAAUAGAAGGUCCCCAAGGUCCUGUAGGUCCUACGGGAUCAAAAGGAGAUGCAGGACUGAAGGGAGAAUUUGGAUUUAAAGGAGACAGUGGUCCACCGGGUCCACUUGGCCCACCAGGUUUGCGUGGCUUGCCGGGAAAUGUGGGAAUUCCAGGAGAUGCUGGCCCACCAGGGAAAGAUGGACAAAGGGGAGAGAAGGGUGAACCCGGCAGAGAAGGAAAGGUUGGAUUGCCUGGACCUCCGGGAGAAAUGGGUCUAGCCGGACUACCAGGACUACCAGGCAAAGGGAGAGAUGGCCAGCCAGGGGAACGUGGCUUAACGGGUCCCGCAGGGCAUUCAGGGAUGAAGGGUGAAAGAGGAGCACCUGGUCUUCCAGGCCAGCCGGGAAGCAGAGGACCUCCAGGAGUAGGAAUCGAUGGAACUCCAGGAACAAUAGGACCUCCCGGAGAGAAAGGAGAACAGGGUUCCAGAGGACUUAUUGGACCACCUGGUCCCUCUGGCCCUGCCGGACAGGAUGGUUUUCCAGGGAACCCUGGGGAAAGAGGACCUCCCGGUGAACCUGGUCCAGCUUCAGUUCUUUCUCCAGGAGAAGUCAGUUUCUUGGUUAAAGAUGUUUGCCAAGAUUGCCCACCCGGACCACAAGGACUUCCUGGAAUUCCAGGAUUUAAAGGCGAUAAAGGGCUUCGGGGAUCACAAGGAAGAGAUGGAAUUGAUGGGAAAAAGGGGGAGAUGGGUCCUGCAGGUCCUCCUGGGCCAACAGGCUUGGAUGGAAUAAAGGGCAGUAAGGGAGACCGAGGUGCACAUGGAGAGUCUGGACAAAAAGGUGAACAGGGUAGUCCCGGAAUGCCUGGUUUUAUGGGAUCUCCUGGUAGUUCUGGACCUCCUGGUGCAGACGGCCCACCAGGAGUGAUGGGUCCACAAGGUCCCACGGGAGAACCUGGUAAAGAAGGUCCACCAGGACCUCAGGGUCCCCCUGGAUUACCAGGAAUAACGGGCAUAGAAGGGAAAGAUGGCAAGGAUGGAAAACCAGGCACACCAGGAGAGCCGGGAAAACCUGGAGAUCUUGGGCCGCCGGGCAGAGAAGGACCACGAGGAUUGCCGGGCUUCAAAGGACACAGAGGAGAUGCAGGUCUUCCAGGUGCCCGAGGCGAACCGGGUAUAGCAGGUCCCCCAGGACGGGAAGGGAGCACAGGGAAGGAUGGUGACCCAGGAACGCCUGGACAUCAAGGACCGCGAGGGAUACGAGGACCACCUGGCAAAAAUGGACAACCUGGUCCUUCCGGCAACCCUGGCAAUCCUGGUGCAGUUGGCCCCAAAGGUAGCAAAGGUGAUACUGGCAGUGUUGGAGCUCCUGGGUUUCAAGGGCACAAGGGCCUUAUGGGAGAGCCUGGAGUGAGUGGACCACCGGGCAAAGAGGGGCCCACUGGAAAGCCAGGUGAUCUAGGACCUAAAGGAGACCGGGGGGAUCCUGGUAAUAAAGGAGACAAAGGAAUGCAAGGAGAAAAGGGUCAGGCAGGAGAACCUGGUAAACCGGGACAUAAGGGCCAUACUGGAUUAAUGGGGCCUGCUGGACCAACUGGUGAAAGAGGAGGAUUUGGUAAUCCAGGUCCACCAGGACCUCCUGGAUCGACUGGCCCAAGGGGGGACACUCCAUCACUUGAUACAUUACGAAGACUUAUUCAAGAAGAGCUUGGAAAACAGCUUGAAGCUAAACUAGCCUACCUCGUGGCUCAGAUGCAGCCGGCACAUGUGAAAGCAGCACAGGGCAGGCCUGGGCAACCAGGAAUUCCUGGAAAAGAUGGACAUGAUGGUAGACCAGGUUCACCAGGAGAACCAGGAUUACCAGGACAAAUGGGACCUGAAGGACCAUCAGGGCCAAUGGGUCCAAAAGGUGACAGAGGAUCCAAAGGAGAAAGAGGAGAAAAUGGGGUUGGACAGAGAGGUGAAAUGGGACCUCCUGGUCCUUCAGGUCAACCAGGAGAACCUGGAUAUGCUAAAGAUGGACUGCCAGGCACCCCAGGACCUCAAGGUGAACCAGGAUUACCUGGACAUGUUGGACCUCAAGGACCCCCUGGUCCCAACGGACAAUGUGACCCAUCACAAUGUGCCUACUUUGCAAGUCUUGGGUCUAGGCCUGGAAAUGUCAAAGGACCUUAGAUGGCAUUUAAAAACCUAAGCGGAUCCAUUGGACUAAUUUCUGAAACUUGAAUUUAAUGCUGGUUUAAAACCUACAAUCUUGCAGAGUCUACCAAAAGGAAACAUGUUUGUUAGCCUCUUCAACACUAUAGAAGUCCAUAAUUGGGAUAUGAUUCACUUUUCAAUAUUGUCUUGUUUUUAACAGAUGAAACCUACAAUUACUGCCGGUCGGUCAUGUUUUUUUUUUUUUUUUUUCUUCCUAUUAUCAUUUUUGAAACAAAAUUGCACUUUGGAACUUCCUACAUUUUGCUUCCAAGGUCACAAUGGUGCUAAAACAGACAGGUCUUUAGUCAUGUUCCUAUAAGCUGGUCGAGGAUACUCUACAGAUAAUAUCAACACAGGAUUGGCUGAACACAUGUUGUUAAGAUUUACCGCAGUAGGGCUGAUUGCAGUUAGCAGGUAUAUAACAUAAGCAUCAUCAAUAACCAUAUUCCCUCUAAAUAUUCUAAAUAUUACUAAAUAACCGAUGACUGAUCCCCUGCUCUGUAAUUAAAUCACAGAUAAACUACCUUUCUAAUUAUAAUAACCAGGCCUAGAUAUUUUGCCUAGAUCUCCUCAGUUCAACUUCAAGACAAUUAUUUUUUGUUUAUUUUGUUUUGUUUUUUUUCCUUUAACUGUUACUAUAGAUAAGGUAUGCAUAUAAGUCGGGGUAUUUUACUGAAUCAGUGUGGGUUAUCUGUUACCAUGCCUACGUGUCAGCCACACAGCCACUGAAAAAUGUCUAUUUUAUGCCAUGUGGGAAAUAUAACUCAGACUUUAAAUGAGAACCAAUACUCAAUUUAUCACUGUUCCUAUCGGUGUGGGGUUCACGGAGCAACACAUAAAGUUCUACUGAAGUUGUAUUUAUUUUUAAUUUAUUAUUUUUUUUCUAAAUACCAAUUUUCUCCUUCUGUAAACCCUGAAAGCAUGGAGAAUAUUUUUUUUCAUCAGCAAACUGUAAUUUUCUGUAUAAAAAAACCUAAUCUGGGCAGAAAUUCACUCACUCAAAUUUAGUAGGAAUUUUUCUAAAAAAAAUUAACAAAUAAUUUAAACAAAAUCCCCAUGCGAUCAUAAUAGGAACUCCUGCCUUCCCUGCUAGGAGUCUGCCUGCAUGUAAUAAUUUAUUUUUAUGGUAAAAUGUGAUUUACAGAGAUAUAGAAGAAGUGCUCUUUUACAUGGCAAAUAUCUUGCGGGGAUAAUACAUUUAGUUGUGCUUUUUUCCCAAAUAUGAUUUUUUUAAAGCAUACAGGACCAAUAACAUGUCUAAACUACCUUGAUGACAAAGGAUUUGCCUGGUCCUGGAGAAGGUAUAUUAAUGACACUAUGGUGAAGUGAUGGUUGAAGUAGGCUGCAGGGAACUUAUAACUAGUCCCAACACAUGUAUGGAAGUAUUAAUUUUAAUUAAUAUAAUGCAAAAUGCUUUAAUUAACAUUAACAUUGUGCCUUCAUUUUAUGUUCAGAAGAAAUAUUGCCGUGAUUUUUAAUCUGUUUCAUGUUUUGUGAACAUAGCAAAAAAAAGUACAAAUAUUAACUUUAGCUUUUUGUCAACUUACAGAGGUUUUAUGUACAUACCAAAGGAAUUCAGAUACAAAUGUGUUCUUUUCAACAGUUAAUCAUGUGAAUAUCGACUAGUGAAAAAUGAAUGAGAAUUUUUCUCUAAAAAAGCAAAAAACAAACCAAAAAAAGCCAACAAUCCACAAAAUUUAACUGGGUCAGAGUUUUGUCCCGUCCCUAAUCGAUUAUGUAACAAUAUGUUGUGUGUAUAUAUAUAUAUAUAUUUCUUUUAUGUGUUUGCCCUUGGAUUGUGGUUGAUAUUUAUUUAACAGCCACAGUGUGGUUGUUGUGACAGCAGCUACGUAUAAACUAUCAUGGAAAAUUUACUUUAUUACAUAAUUAUUUUUUUGUAAUUCAAUGUCCACUAACUCACAUAGUAGAGAAGAGCCAGACCCCCGACUCCUCUCAUGUCACAAAAGAAGAGGAUGCAGUAAACGGACUGUACCUUCCUGCAGAAGAUACCAUUUGUUACUUAUCCCUGUUGUUAGUGUAAAACGCUAGUGUAGAGUAAAGGGUCAUUCUUUGUUUGCUUGUUUGUUUGUUUUUCCAUUUUUUCUGUACUUGUAUACUUUGAAUAUUUUAAGUAAAUGUAUUUUAUAUGUGGAAUGCUCUCAACUCCCUGAACUCACUGCCGUUAGUCUCCUGUGUGGUUCUUAGCUUUUGACUCCUCACAUUUUAUUUAAUUACAUCUGCCAUUGUAAAACUGGCCCAGUGCCUUUUUCCGCCAUCCUUUACAAUGGAUACUGCUGCAGUUCUGUGAAUAAAGAAUGGAAGACAAGAUUA